Trichoderma gamsii is the source of this 1386-nucleotide messenger RNA. RefSeq lists its product as hypothetical. Lineage: Eukaryota; Fungi; Ascomycota; Sordariomycetes; Hypocreales; Hypocreaceae. Gene Ontology annotation, cellular component: nucleus; mRNA cleavage factor complex. The record is from RefSeq and is a predicted model, not a curated record. Gene Ontology annotation, molecular function: ATP hydrolysis activity; polynucleotide 5'-hydroxyl-kinase activity. Gene Ontology annotation, biological process: tRNA splicing, via endonucleolytic cleavage and ligation. The transcript is spliced from 4 exons. The coding region runs from base 1 to 1386 and encodes 461 amino acids.
AUGUCCAUCCCCGGCCUUGGGCAAAUCCCGGUACAAGCCGCCGUUUCCUCCACACGAACCAUCUCCCUCCGUCCCGCCUGGGAAUGGCGAUUCCAAGUAUCUCCGGGCUCCUCUCUCGUUGUCAAGGUCCUCGCAGGGACGGCUGAAAAGGACGGCGUCGAGCUCGCGCUGCGCAACGCCUACACGUUUUCCGGCGUUCGGUCUAAGAUCCUGACGUGGCAUGGCUGCGAGCUGGAGAUUGAGGGGCGGUGCGACAGCGACUCCGUGGCCGAGUACCUGAACCCCAUUGCGAAUCCCGCGACUUCACACAUCAAUCUCCAUGCGCGGCUGAGCGACAUGCGUGUGGACGCCACACGGCAGCGGCGCGAGGGGCCGAGGGUUCUGGUGGUUGGCCCGCCGAACUCGGGCAAGACGACGCUGGCCAAGACGCUGACGAGCUACGCUACGAGGCAGGGAUAUCAAGUCAUCACGGUGAAUGCGAAUCCGAGAGAUGGGAUGCUGAGCUUGCCGGGCACGCUGAGCGCGAGCGUGUUUGCGACGGUCAUGGAUCCCGAGGCUGUGGACGGCUGGGGGUCGACGCCGACGAGCGGGCCGAGCACGGUGCCUGUCAAGCUGCCGAUGGUGUUCCAUUACGGCUGGGAGAGCGCGGAGGAAGAUGAGGAUCUGUAUCGCGAGCUUGUAGGUAGGCUGGCGGGUGCUGUUAGUGCCCGGCUGAGCGAGGACGAGGAGGUUCGCGGAUCGGGAGUCAUUGUGGAUGGCAUAGGGGUUAGUGGGGACGGGCAGAUUGGGAUGGAGCUGACUGCGCAUGUCAUGGAUGAGUUUUCCAGCAAGUCUUUACCAUGGAACAUACGAGAGAUCAACAUCGUGGUGGUGAUUGGACCCGCGUCGCUGCACAAGGAGUUUUCGAAUCGGUUCGCCAACGAAAAGACGAGUCUUGGCGAGCCCAUACAAGUGGUGUCCAUUGACGAAUCGGACGGCGUGUUACCGAGAGACGAGGCACUCUCGCAGCACUCGCGCGAAGCGAUCAUCAAAGAGUACUUUUUUGGAGACGCAAAGAGGACGCUGAGUCCGCAGAUUCAGCAGGUGGAUUUUGAUAGCCUGGUGAUUUACAAGCUUGCAGACUAUUCUCCCGAUGAGAAGCAGAGCUUGGUUCUGGAAGAGCCCUCGUCUCUUAUGCAGCAUUGGACAUUUGCAGUCAUGAACGCCUCGGUGCGGGACAGUCCGGAUGUGAUCCGCGCGGCCAAUGUCAUGGGCUUUGUGUAUGUGGCGGAUGUGGAUGAAGAUAGGCGCAAGAUUAAGAUCUUGGCGCCGGUGAGUGGGAGGCUAGGAGACAAGCCGCUGAUAUGGGGCAAGUGGCCGGAGCCGUACAUUAACUUGCUGGGAUAG